AUGCUUCACCAGUUCCUGAAAGAGGAAGAGGAUGCCAGACUGGCUUCACUGAGGGAGAAGGAGAAGGGAACGAUGAUCGCCAGAGAGAUGAAGAACAUUCAGGACCAGAUUUCUUCUCUCACAGAAAACCUCAUUGCAUUGGAGCAGAAACCCCCCCCCAAAAAAGGAGCUGCCAUUACUCACAAACUAAAAACACCCAGACAAGCUACAGAGCCCAGUGCACACUGGCAGAUCCACAGCUGGUCUUAG
Coregonus sp. 'balchen' is the source of this 249-nucleotide messenger RNA. Lineage: Eukaryota; Metazoa; Chordata; Actinopteri; Salmoniformes; Salmonidae. The record is from the annotation of a GenBank genome assembly.